Toxotes jaculatrix (banded archerfish) is the source of this 2663-nucleotide messenger RNA. RefSeq names its product serine and arginine rich splicing factor 10a (gene srsf10a). The transcript is spliced from 6 exons. Gene Ontology annotation, molecular function: RNA binding. NCBI's taxonomy places the organism in Eukaryota, Metazoa, Chordata, Actinopteri, Toxotidae. The coding region runs from base 1314 to 1931 and encodes 205 amino acids. The record is from RefSeq and is a predicted model, not a curated record.
UGUGUGUGCAAAAAGUAAAUUUUAUGUUCAGUCCAAAGUAAAGGAAAGAAUUAUUGAUGAUUGAUGAAUGACUGAUAGGUCUAUUCAGGUGAGAGUUGAAGUUUUUUUUUUUUUCUGAAACUGUUGACACUGAAAAUGGUACACCCCCUAAGGCUCAGUCAUUUGUCCAGUCCUCUUUCAUGUAAUGAGAAAUGACAUCUUUCAAAAGGUUCACUAAUGUUUUGGGAAGUUUUAUUUGAGGAUGGUGGCGCCAUCUGGAGGCGAGGGGAAAUAUUUUUCGUUUCUUCUGCCAUACUUAGAAGGCCUUGGACCAGGUUGUUCAGUGAAGAGAUUGCGCAUGAUUUAUCAAGUCAUGUUAAGAUCUUCUUAUCAUGAUAAGAUCUUCAUGACUUGAUAUCAGGGCAACUUUUUCUAUCUGAAUUAUCUGAAUGUUUUGUUGGGAAAUCAUGAAUGCUUUAGCAUUUGCAAGUAAAAAUUAGAGCUUCAGUGGCGACAAGCAUGGAAAGAAAAGUGAGGAGGUUGGCAUUAUUUCUCUUUGGACUCAUUUGUUUAAAGAAAGAGGCAGAUGAUAAAGUCUGGGAGAAGGGAUGAUGUUCUAACUAGGCUGAGACUGGGGCAUUUGUGGUCUAGUCAGCUAUUUAACGUUCUAUACCAGCGUGGAAAUUUGGAAACAGCCCAAUAUAUUGUAUUCUCACAUAAAAAUCUUAAAAUCAACUGACCCUCGUUUUAAAAUAUAUGAUUAACAACAAAUCCUUGUCUGUGGGGGGCAGCCGUGUGCUUCACAGUGUGCGGCCUGCCUGAAAUUGAAUUGAAGAAGAGCCCUGAGCUCGCUUUCGUGCAUGAGCAUGCGCAGUGGGACGAGAACGCUUGAACCACGUAGCAGCAUCAGCGUUUGUGGAAAAAAAAAAGCAGCUGCAAUAAACAAAUCCACGGCCACCAAACAGUUGUAACGGGCCGUUGAAAAUGGCGAGGUACCUGAGGCCUCCUAAUACGUCUCUUUUCGUCAGAAACAUCGCUGACGAGUCCAGAAUGGUAAAGAUACUGUUCUGGAGACCCCACACCAAAGAAAGUUGAAAGGCGGUUGUAGAGUAGAUUCAAGCCAAAGACACCCAGGCGACAAGCAAUAGUGGAAUUGGGAAAAUAAAGAGAGAGCAAAAGCAUGAAGAUACAAAGAGGAGAACAGAGAGCACCCAGGCUUCCAUUUGUCUACCAAAGGGAGGAAAAGCAAAGUGUUUAUUGGGCAAAGACAAGCAGGAAACCUCAAGUUCUUCUGCCAAGACAAUAAAGAUCAAGCUGAAGGUCAAAGGUCAAGCAUGUUAAAGGUAACAAGCCAAACUUUUUAUGUGCGGGAUGCAGAAGAUGCUCUUCACAACCUGGACCGUAAAUGGGUUUGUGGACGUCAGAUCGAGAUCCAGUUUGCCCAGGGAGACCGCAAGACCCCAAACCAGAUGAAGGCGAAGGAGCGCCAUUCCCCUCGCAGUUUCUCCCGCUAUGACGAUGAUCGGGAUAGCCGCCGAAGACGAUCCCGGAGCCGCAGCUAUGAACGCCGCAGGUCCCGGAGCCCCUCCUAUGAACGCCGCCCUCGGAGGUCUGAGAGCCCUAGAGACUCUCGGUCCUACAGUCGACAUAGACGGAGCAGAAGCCAUGAAAAUGACAAGUACAGAGGUCCUCCUCGCGACCACCACAGAACACACCAUGAACCAGGCUCACACAGCCGCUCUGCGUCCCGCUCCCCUUCACCCUCCAGAUCCAGGCCCAAAGGCAAAAAGAGCCAGUCCAGGUCCCACAGCCCAGCUGAAGAGUUCAACCCAACCUCCAGCUCCCAGAAACAGUCUGUGGGACGAUCUCCAUCCCGAUCCUACUCUAGAUCCAUGUCCCGAUCACGCUCUCGCUCCAGAUCCUGGGCUGGACGUAAAUCUGGAGGUCACUGACUGUCCGGUCUUCCAAAGCCCGCUAUUUAUCAGUCUCUGAGGAUGUUUCUGUUCAGCUUUCAACUUAUGAUAGCUAGAGUGUUAUGCUCUAUGUUUGCAUUUGUUUUCAUCAAAUCAUGAAAUAAUUUGUUGCCAAAGGAAAGGGCAGUAGUUUAAGUAGCGGGAACUGAGAUAUUUUUUUGAAGCAUAGUGCAAAAUGUUUUUGUUUUUAUGGAAUGAAAGCUAAGUUGAUGCCUGGAAAGUUUUGCGAGGUUGAGUUUAUUUUGGACUUGAGUAAUGUGGGCUGUUGAAGGUGGAGAUAUUAUGGCUUGGCUUUGCCAAUAUUUUUGUACUUUGAGUCAGCAAUAUUUAAAGUCAUAUAAUUGUUUGUUUGAUACCUGUCUUUGUUCAGUGUAUUAUGUAAAGAUGAAUAAAAAUGAAAUUGAACUUCAGGCCAGUAUUACCAGUACUAAUUGCCCUGACUCUACAUGCCUGGUUUCAGGGGCACUGACAGAACAGGCAAACUGUAGUAGUGGUUUCUGUAGUCACGAUGGCAAUAGAUGAUGAAUGGGAUGUCAUCACCUGCUACUUAAUUUUUUGUCCCCUAAUUUGUUAUGUGGCAGUAUGUUUAAGAUGUGCUGCAUUUAUUUCUCAUGUACUUUGAUCAGUGAGUGAAAAAGUCAAGUGUUCCUUAGUAACGUUAUCCUCAUUUUAAUGGUUUAACUUCAUAUGCUUUAUCAAUAAAGAAAUAAA